Acanthosepion pharaonis is the source of this 837-nucleotide messenger RNA. The record is from the annotation of a GenBank genome assembly. NCBI's taxonomy places the organism in Eukaryota, Metazoa, Mollusca, Cephalopoda, Sepiida, Sepiidae.
AUGCGUUAUCACCUCAUUUGGUUAAAAUUUGGCUUAUUACAUUCUUUCUUUCUUUCGUAUUCGCUUCUUUCUUUCUUCCUUUCUUUCUUCCUUCCUUUCUUUCAUUCAAUAUUUCUUAUCUCUACAUAUGCUUCAAAUUGUCGUAUUCGAUUUUCUUUCUUUCUUUCUUUUCUUUCUAUCGUCUUUUUCUUUUUAUCGUCAUUUGCUGAAAAUUGUGCUAAUAUCUUUCUUUCUCAUCUCCUCAUUUGCUUAAAAUUUGGCUUAUUCGCUUUCGUUCUUUCUAUAUUUCGAUUAUUCGCUUUCUUUUUUUUUCAUUCUUUCUUUCAUAUUUCAUCUCCACAUUUGCUUAAAAUUUGGCUUAUUUGUUUUUUUUCUUCUUCUUUUCGUACCUCAUUUCUUCGUUUACUUAAAAUUUGGCUUAUUCGCUUUAAUUCUUGCAUUCGUUUCUCUUCUUUCUUUCUUUCUUUCUUUCUUUCUUUCUUUCUUUCUUUCUUUCUAGAGAACCCUCCUGAUUUUUUUUGCUUUCUUUUUCUUACUUCGUCUUCAUUUUCUUUCUUUUUUCUUUCUUUUCAAGUAUUCUAUUCGUUUUUUUUUAAAUAUCCAUUUUCUUUUUUCCCUUUAAUAUUUUUGUCUCUUGUAAACCGUCUUUCAGCAGAUGCAUAUUAUAUUUCCUUAAAUCAUUUUUUUCUCUUUUACUUACUUCGACUUUCUUUCUUUCUUUCUUUCUUUAUUUAUUUAUUUAUUUAUUUAUUUAUUUAUUUUCUUCUUUCUUUCCGUACUUGUUAUCUACUCUUUUACUUAGAUUUUUUUCUCAUUCGCUUUCUUUCAUUCUUUUAA